AUGGAAGACAACAUCAGCACCAGCGCAGGCACGAUCCGCUCCCUACCCCCGAUGCCCACCUUCUCCCUCUCCCAGCCCUCCUCCCCGCGCUCCAGUGCCCUUCCCUCCCCACCAGACAGCCCCAACGGCUCCAUCUCCUCCCUCCCCUCCGUCUCUUCCUCCUUCUUCUUCUCCUCCGCAGCAGCCAGCCCCGGUCCCCACUCCCACCCCCACUCGGACCACGCCCACGAACAUGCAGGCACACACGCUCUCAUCAUCCCCAGCCUCACUCUCCCGCCCGCCCUGCGCAGACCGACCCCCUUCGGCAAGACCCUCGGCGAUGUCCGGCUUAUCGUCCUCGGCCCGGAAGGCGACGAUACGGAGCGGAUGGUCGAGGAGAUGCUGCUGGAGGACAACGAGGACGUCGUCGAGCAUUCGCCGUGGGACCGCGCACAGCACCAGGGCCAGGGAACAAGCGUGCUCAGGGCGUCGACGGACUGGAUCGAGCACACCGAUCCGCACGGGCUCGACAAGUUCGAGCCGGCGCACAAUGUCGAGAUCGUGCGCGUGCUGCCGUGCGAUCGUGCGAGAGAUAUACCAGCCGUCCUCGAAACGACGCUCUCCAUCAUCCACGAGCCCUUCCGCGCGCUCUCCGCGCUCGUCGACCCCGCCUGCCCGCCCUCGGGCCCGCUCGCGGGCCUCCUCGCCUCGCCCGCCUCGCCGCUGCACACCGCGCUCCUCUUCCUCCCCGGCGCGGGCGGCCUCUCGCCGGGGGACGACAGCCUGCUCGAUGCGCUCGCGCCGCACGUCCCUAUCAUAUGUCUCCCACCUGCAUCUGGCUCAUCUGCGCCAUCGACAUCCGCCACCAAGCCGGCUCGCGCGCCCAAGCACCAGCACGCGCACGCGCACGCGCACCUCUCCGCCUUCCAGCCACGCUCCGCACGCGCCCUGCGCACGGGCAUAUUCCGCGCACCAGAGACGAUCGCGGGGCUGCGGUACGAGGCGGCCGAGCGGUUCUUGCGGUGGCGCGAUGUCGAGGGCGCUGUGCGCGCGAUUGGCGCUGCGAAGCGCGCGCGGCGGCUGUCAUCGGUGCGGGUGCCGUCUGCGUGGGAUGUGGAUGAGUCGGAUGCGCAUGAGGGUGCGGGUGCGGGGGGUGCUGGUGAUUUGGGAUUGGAGUCUGGAUUGGGGCCGGGGUCGGGGGCGGGGUCGGGGGCGGGGGCGGGAUCGGCGGUGAUUCGUGCGAGGAAGAGGCGGUCGCUUCCUGUGGGCGCUGGGACUGGCAAGGGUAGAGCGGGUGGUGGGAAGACGUGGGAUAAGGCGCGGUGGGAGGCCGAGUGGGGCGAGAGGCUCUCUGCGGAUGUGGCGAGGCGGCUGCGCGAGGAGGAGGAGGAUAAUUCAAAGACAGCGGAAGCGGAGGCGCGCGAUCAGAGCGAUCAUAACGGGGCCGGAACGGGGGCGGUCAACAAGGCCCCGAGCGCGUCCGAGUCGCCCCGCACGCACCGCUCGCGGCGCUUGAGCACGCACUCUAACUACACCUCCAGUUCUCAACGACCGCCCGCGCAGCGCCCCGCCCGCCGCCGACGCCUCUCGUCCCUCCAAGUCCACACAGACCCCACCAAGAACCCGUCGUCUUCGGCGCCGCAAGUCGACCCGCUGCAUCUCCCCUCGCUGCUGCUCAUGUCGCUGUCCCUGCUCCGCCCGAUGCAGGCGCGGCUCGUGCGUGCUGUGGUUGCGUUUUCGGGGAGGGUGGCGAGGGACGGGUGUGUGCAUGUUGCGCUGCUGGGUGGGUUUUGUGUGGGUGUUGGGGUUGGGGUUGUGGUUGGUGGGGUUGUUAGUGCGGGUGCGGGUGGGGGUGAGUGGUGAGUGAGUGGUGAGUGGUGAGUGAGUGAGUGGUGAGUGAAGGGUGGGUGGACUUUUGUGUGGUGGUGGUUGUGGACUCGAUGUGUUGUAUUAUUCAGUUAUGACUGUAUGACUUGUAUGGGCUUAUUCUAUGCUUUACGACCUCCCUCGCUGAUGCCGAUGCUCCGCAUUCUUUCGAUCGAUAGCGCUUGGCAAGCGCACCAUUUACCUGACCACACUGCUCUACUGACACCUCGAUCAUCGGGUAGUUGGCUGUUGUCUUUCAUUUAUUUUGUUUGUUAGUUUAGGCAUUGUACUCUCCAUCUCCAUGCACGUAU
Molecule: messenger RNA, 2156 nt
Organism: Coniophora puteana RWD-64-598 SS2
Lineage: Eukaryota; Fungi; Basidiomycota; Agaricomycetes; Boletales; Coniophoraceae
Exons: 2
Coding region: 1-1842 (613 amino acids)
Source: RefSeq, a predicted model, not a curated record